GUACAUGCACAAAUAAUUGGUUGUAUACAACGGAAGUUUUUGAAAUAUUAUGUUCAUCCGAAUGAUACAAUUAGAAAUGGUAAUGAAGAUAUCAUAGAUCAAACUGUUUAUUUCAAGAAUGCAACUCUUGGCCCAUGGCUUUUUUGUUGGCUUGAUCCUGCAACCGAUUUUCAUUGUACAAAAGUAAAUUAUUUUACAACAGAAGAGCCAUAUGAUGUUACAACUUCGGUUGAAUUUUCAGUACAUCGUGCAUUCAUUUUUAUGAUUUCUGGUACUGUGUUAAUUAUUUUGGGUUCAAUUAAUGCUAUCAUAUGCUAUCUUCAAGAAUGGCCAUAUCACUCUCUUAUGUGUUGUUCCGUAUUGCAUAUUUUUUCUGGAAUGGCAAAUUUUGCAUGCAUAAUUGUUUACAUGGCUGCUGUUUCAAAAGAAGUGGGCAAUAAAAUUUAUGCUACCUCCAAAAUAGAUGAUCCACUUUUUCAUUAUUCAUAUGGAUAUUCCUUUAUUAUGCUUGAAAUUUCAUUUUUGGGAAAUGAAUUUGCUGCGCUAUUUUCACUUGUAGUUUAUAUGGCUAUACAUGAUGAACGUAUAUUUAACAAAUAUUAUAUAAGAUCUUUGUUGGCUAGAAUAGAUGAGACAGAUUUCAUGAGAAAAUGUCAUUGUCGAUAUCAUAUAAAACAUCGACGAUCAACCAGGACUGUACCAGAAUUUUUAAGCAAUGAAUAUGCAUCCACCUGUAAAUCAAUCGCUCUUACCAACGCUCAGAAGAAAGCACAUAUUACUUCAAAAUCGGAUGAUGAUAUUUCCCGGUGUAAUUCUUUCCAAAAUUAA
Loa loa (African eye worm) is the source of this 828-nucleotide messenger RNA. RefSeq lists its product as hypothetical. Lineage: Eukaryota; Metazoa; Nematoda; Chromadorea; Rhabditida; Onchocercidae. The annotation marks the transcript as partial. Gene Ontology annotation, molecular function: voltage-gated calcium channel activity; channel regulator activity. The transcript has 7 exons. The record is from RefSeq and is a predicted model, not a curated record. Gene Ontology annotation, biological process: neurotransmitter receptor internalization; neurotransmitter receptor transport, postsynaptic endosome to lysosome; regulation of AMPA receptor activity. Gene Ontology annotation, cellular component: AMPA glutamate receptor complex; postsynaptic density membrane.